Molecule: messenger RNA, 330 nt
Organism: Ylistrum balloti
Lineage: Eukaryota; Metazoa; Mollusca; Bivalvia; Pectinida; Pectinidae
Exons: 4
Source: RefSeq, a predicted model, not a curated record
GAUAGGAUGGUAUCACACACAGAUAGGAUGGUAUCACACACAGAUAGGAUGGUAUCACACACAUAUCACACAAAUAGGAUGGUAUCACACACAGAUAGGAUGGUAUCACACACAGAUAGGAUGGUAUCACACACAGACAGGAUGAUAUCACACACAGAUAGGAUGGUAUCACACACAGAUAGGAUGGUAUCACACACAGAUAGGAUGGUAUCACACACAGAUAGGAUGUAUCACACAGAUAGGAUGGUAUCACACACAGAUAGGAUGGUAUCACACACAGACAGUAUGAUAUCACACACAGAUAGGAAGAAGUGUAUGUCUGUGGACUAA